Peromyscus leucopus (white-footed mouse) is the source of this 2795-nucleotide messenger RNA. RefSeq names its product carboxypeptidase A4 (gene Cpa4). The coding region runs from base 42 to 1172 and encodes 376 amino acids. The transcript has 12 exons. Gene Ontology annotation, molecular function: metallocarboxypeptidase activity; zinc ion binding. Lineage: Eukaryota; Metazoa; Chordata; Mammalia; Rodentia; Cricetidae. Gene Ontology annotation, biological process: proteolysis. The record is from RefSeq and is a predicted model, not a curated record.
ACAGCUUGACUCAGUCAGUGUGUGACUGGCACCCGUGAGACAUGAGGUGGUUACUGUUCUUGGGGGCCCUUGUUGGGUCAGGCAUCUGUGGCCGAGAUAAAUUCUUUGGGGACCAAGUUUUUAGGAUUAAUGUCAGAAAUGGAGACGAGAUCAGAAAACUGACUCAGCUAGUGAAUUCGGACCACUUUAAGCUCAAUGUCUGGAAAUCUCCCUCCACUUUUGAUCGGCCGGUGGAUAUCCUUGUCCCCUCGGUCAGCCUGCUGCCAGUCAAGUCCUUCCUGAAGUCUCAGGGCUUAGACUACUCAGUGACAAUUGAAGACCUACAGGCCCUUUUAGAUAACGAAGAUGAAGAAAUGCAGCACAGUGAAGGGCAAGAGCAGAGUGGCGAUAGCUUCAACUACGGAUCUUACCAUUCCUUGGAAGCUAUUUACCACGAGAUGGACAGUAUCGCCACAGACUUCCCUGACCUGGCGAGCCGAGUGAAGAUUGGAGAGACAUUUGAAAAGAGACCCAUGUAUGUUCUGAAGUUCAGCACGGGAGGAGGCAAGAAGAGACCCGCCAUUUGGCUGAAUGCAGGCAUCCAUUCCCGUGAGUGGAUCUCACAGGCCACGGCUAUCUGGACGGCGAGGAAGAUUGUGACUGAUUACCAAAAGGAUCCAGCUGUCACCUCCAUCUUGGAGAAAGUGGAUAUUUUCUUGCUGCCUGUGGCCAAUCCUGAUGGAUAUGUGUAUACGCAAACCCAAAACCGAUUAUGGAGGAAGACACGGUCCCGGAACCCAGGAAGCCGCUGCAUUGGUGCUGAUCCAAACAGAAACUGGAACGCAAGCUUCGCAGGAGAAGGAGCCAGUGAUAACCCUUGCUCUGAAGUGUACCAUGGCUCCCACCCCAAUUCUGAAGUGGAGGUGAAGUCAGUGGUGGAUUUUAUUCAGAAGCAUGGGGAUUUCAAAUGCUUCAUUGACCUGCAUAGCUACUCACAGCUGCUGAUGUAUCCCUAUGGGUACACAGUCAAGAAGGCCCCGGAUGCCGAGGAGCUGGAUGACGUGGCGAGGAGCGCAGUGAAAGCCCUGGCUUCCCACUCGGGCACUAAGUACCAAGUAGGACCGACUUGCACCACUGUCUAUCUAUACUCGUCCCAGCCACAUCCAUUGUCUAGUCCGUCCGUCCCACAUUGAUCUGCUGUACCAUGUCCACAAAGAUGAAGUUUCCAAAUGUCCCAGAAAGAUAAUGAAAUAAGAAUACAACAAAAUGGUUUCAAGUCUGAGAGGACGGCAUGAAAUGGCCUAAUAUCAUCUAAUCAAAAGCUCCAGAUGGAGGUAAUGGAGACUGGAAAGGAGACAACGUUUGAAAAACACAAUGGCUGAGAAAAUUUGAAAAUAGUACUAAUAUCCAAAUGUAGGAAACUAAAUGAAUCUCGAACAGAACGGAACAAAGCAGCCUGCACUUAGGCAUAUUAUGAUUUCUGAGGUGUAAAUAAAUGAUAACAAAACUGUAGAACAUGAAAAGCAAAGAGACCUUCAAAGCAACCAGAAAUGAGCAAAAACCCACCAAGGAACUUGGAGUAGACAGACCAACUGAUUAAACAGCACAGUGGAAGCCAGAACACCGCGGGGUACAUUUUCAGUGUGUCGAGACCAGACAACAAUCACGUGGAAUUUAUACCCAUUAAAACUCCUCCAAGAAUGAGCAGAACAAAGGCUUCUCCAAGAAAUCAAAAUGACAAGAAAAUUUUCAAGAGACUCCAAGCAAAUGGAAAAAUCACCCUAGAUAAGAGUACACUUUCUGUGAGGAAAAGCCAGAGCUCUGAGAACCCAGGGAAGGCUUGCUCGGCUCUCAGUUGUCUAGCUGGUUUUUUAGGACUGUAUGGAUCUGCAAAUACUUUUAUGGCACCCCAUGAUGCACUUAGAAAGAUGCUGUUGAAAAUAUUGUGCCCUGCAUCCUACUUGCUCUUUCUGAGCAGGAUUGUUUGGGUGUUUAACCCUGCCCACUUGCAGGAAGUAAAAGUCCUUCGACAAACUUAUUUAAGGACAUUUCCAGCCCUUCGGAGCUUCUCCCCAGGUGGCACAGGCAGAGUCGCCUGCCCUGGGCUCUGCAUUACCAGCUUACCCGUCAGAAAUAACAAGGGCCAGGACGAGGUUGCUCUGUUUUCCUUCCGGAUCUCUACCAAGGGUUUGGCACACAGUAGGUGUUCCAGUAGACUGCUUAUUGAGUAAAUGAUGAAGGAACCGUUAAUGAGGAGUGAGAAGCCAGUAUGAAGUCUUUUGUGAACCAUAUAUACGUGUUUCUGCUUCAGUUUUUCCAUUGGCUGUGGUACUACGAGGGUGGAUAAAUUCCCACUGAACCCUGCUGUCUGAGACUGUAGGCAUUCCCUAAGUGGGGCUAUUUAAAUUAGUGAAAAUGAAACACAAUAAAAAAUUUCUCAGGCACGUCAAGGGGCCAGUUGACUGUCUCCCGAUGAUGUGGAGGUAGAACAUUCCCAUUAUCGUAGAAAGUUCUAUUGGAAGUGCUGCCAUAGAAUUCUCCAGAAUUCCCAAGCGCUUCUCUUUCUCUCCUUACCCUUGUUCUCACUCUAAUUCUCUCUCUCUCUCUCUCUCUUUCCAGCUCUCUCCCAUUCCUAAACCAAGUGCAGGGAUAUUUGUCUCAUUGUUAGUGGCUUAAAAUGAUGCUUUUGAACAAGAAGAUGCUGGGUGCUCUCGGUGACUAGUACCAUUCCCACUUUUUUCUUUUGAAUUUCUGAGCUAUUAUUUACCAGCUCAUUCUUUUAUUCCCAUGGCUACUAAAGCAGUACAAUUGCUUUC